Molecule: messenger RNA, 3952 nt
Organism: Brienomyrus brachyistius
Lineage: Eukaryota; Metazoa; Chordata; Actinopteri; Osteoglossiformes; Mormyridae
Product: RNA-binding motif, single-stranded-interacting protein 1-like
Exons: 14
Coding region: 285-1472 (395 amino acids)
Cellular component (GO): nucleus; cytosol; ribonucleoprotein complex
Molecular function (GO): poly(A) binding; mRNA 3'-UTR binding; poly(U) RNA binding
Source: RefSeq, a predicted model, not a curated record
ACUGACUGCAGAUCAAUGAAUUCGGCGAAAUUCUGGAGUUGGGCUGCUGGAGUUGGGACGGAUUUCUUGGAUGCAUCGAUAACUCACCUCGGCGCAGUUUAUAUUUCCGCAAUACCUACAAAUUACCGCAACGGAAGGGGAUUUACCGGGGGGGACAGAGCCCGUAGCUUUUAAGUCUUAUGCGCUCAAGAGUCCAAUUUGAAAUUUAAUCGAGCGAGCGCCUGGAUACAAAUAGGUUCGUAAAGGUAACCUUACACUUCUUGUGACGGGAACCUGAAUUUAAAAUGAUUUUUGCGAGCACUGUAAACCCUGUGAGGACGACGUACCGCAAGCAGGUGCCUGCGGGCCCCUCCUCGCACCCCAUGGCCCCACCCAGCCCCAGCACCAACAGCAGCGCCAACAACAGCAGCAGCAGCAGCAGCACAGCAGGCUGGGAGCAGCUCAGCAAGACCAACCUGUACAUCCGGGGUCUUCCGCCGGGGACUACUGACCACGAUCUGGUAAAGCUCUGCCAGCCGUAUGGCAAAAUAGUGUCAACAAAGGCCAUCCUGGAUAAGACAACGAACAAAUGCAAAGGUUAUGGCUUUGUAGACUUUGACAGCCCAGCCGCCGCCCAAAAAGCAGUCACAGGCCUGAAGACCACCGGGGUCCAAGCCCAGAUGGCGAAGCAACAGGAACAAGACCCGACAAAUCUGUACAUCUCCAACCUGCCCCUGUCGAUGGAUGAGCAGGAGCUGGAGAACAUGUUGAAGCCCUUUGGUCAGGUGAUCUCAACCAGGAUCCUGAGGGAUUCAAACGGCGCCAGCAGGGGUGUGGGCUUUGCCAGGAUGGAGUCAACAGAGAAGUGUGAUGCCGUGAUAUCCCACUUCAACGGCAAGUUCAUUAAGCUGCCUUCCGGAGUUCUGGCUCCCACGGAACCCCUGCUGUGUAAGUUUGCCGAUGGCGGUCAGAAGAAGAGGCAGAGCCAGGGCAAGUACACGGGGCAGAACGGCCGCGCGUGGUCCCGGGACCCCGAGGUGAGGCUUGCAGGGAUGAUCACAUAUGACCCCACCACGGCUGCCAUGCAGAAUGGGUACUACGCGUCUCCGUACAGCAUAGCGAACAGGAUGAUCGCGCAGACACCCAUGUCGCCCUACAUCUCGCCUGUAUCCGCCUACCAGGUACAGAAUCCCUCCUGGGUGUCACACCAGCCCUACCUCGUACAACACCCGGGAGCAGUUAUAUCACCCUCUAUGGACCAUACCAUGUCACUGCAGCCGACACCCAUCAUGAGCCCUCUAACGCAGCAAAUGAGUCACCUCUCUCUGGGCAGUGCCGGAACGUUCAUGCCUGCCAGCACGGCUUUGCAGGGGGCCUAUAUUCCCCAGUACACCCACAUGCAGACCACAGCUGUCCAACUGGAGGAAAGCAGUGGGCAGCCACAGGAGUCCUCUAGUGACCAUUCUUCUUACACUUACCCACAAGCCAAGUGACCAGAAGGUGCAUGAUGGGGGUCGAGAGGACGGACUCGCGUUACAGCUGAAACAAUCAUAUCUUCUUGUGAUGGAUCAUGCUUUUGUGGAUUAGUCCACUUUUUGCACAGGCUCUUCGAGGAUUCCCUGUUGUUACUAAUAAAAUCAACUGAAAAUAUUUUGGUAUAAGUUUCAUAAGGUGCAAAAAAACUUAAUUUUGCCAGAGAUGCUACACAAUAAAAAUGUUUUAUUUUAGUAAUGAAAGAACGUUUAUUUUUUACCAAGGAUUGCCACACAGACAAAUAAGCUGCGAUAACGUUAGACCGUGUGGCAGUUAAGGUCCAUGACAGUAAAUAUGAUGUGUUUUUGUUAAUAUUUUUAUGAUUUUUUAUGCAUUUUUUGCUUUUCCUUUUUUACUGAAAUACUUCAUCAGCCAGACAUGUUGAAAAUGACCUUUUGUGCUUGCUGUGUGAGUGUUGCUAUGGUGAAGUGUAGUACGUCUUGUAAAAUAUUUUUUUCAGAUUGAUUUUUUUUUUUUUUUACCUGUCCUAUCAUACAACUUGCCUUAAAUUCUUUCAUACAUUAGCUGUGACGGCAACUUCGUAGAUUUAUGAGUAAGAAAUGUUGAAAACAAUUGCCUUGUGAAUCAGCUAGAUAGGGCUUUUUUUAGGAUAUAGCUAAUUAAAUUGCGCUCUACGUAGGUGUCGAUCUUUUCCCCUUUUAUCUUUUGCUGAAUACUAAUCAAAGUAGGAUUUUUAGGAAAGAAAAAUUUUAAUGUUUGAGUGCAAAGCCUUUUGGAUUCUAAUCAGUUUUAAUGAGAUGAAAUGUUUGCAUUUUCGGAAGGAUUAAUGGACCUUCUGAGUGUUUUGAAUGUGGUAAAAUCUUUGUUGAAUGAUAAAGUGUUAAAUAUUGCCUUUAUUUUUUACUCAGUGUACUUUUUUUUGCCUAAAGACAAUUACUCGGCAGGUGAGCCAUUUUGGUUUUGAGCUGAGUGUGUUAGCAAUGUCAGGUUUCCUUCCCGUUCUUUUAAGUAUAAAAUCUAUUAUUGUGCAAAAACUACCAAACAGAGCGGCCUUCACUGGCAUCUACACAGCAUAAUAGUAGACGUAUUAAAAACGUAAAAGACCAGCUAGCUCUUUGUGCAGUACACAGCUCGGCACUUUCAGAACGCGUUUCCUUCACCAAAGAACCGUGACCUGGUAAAUGAGUGAAACAGCCUAACACUCUUAUAGCACAAGCAAUUAACGUAGUUUGAAUUUCCACCUAAUUGGUUCGCAGUUUGGAUGACGUGCCUUUCUUGUGCAUUUUCGUCUCACUGUUGCGUUUUUUUUUUCUUUUGGACACGUGGGUGUGAAGGACGAGCCGAGAUCCGCACUUGCACACUUCAUCACUACAGAGAGGCCCUUUGAAACUAUGACAUGAUUCACCACAAACGGCGGACUUUUUACACCGGCCACGGAUUCGUGUGACAGGGGAGGCUUUCUUAUUUUGUUCAGAAUAGAUUUUUUUUUUUAAGGUUUUAUAAAUUAAGUUGUCUUCCAAGCGACUGUCUUUUGUCCUGGUCAUCUGAUGGACCAGAUAUCUACCUCAGAUUUUUGUUUCUCCAAUCUACUACACCGGGUUUGCAGGUACAGCCCACCUCCGCAGAACAGAAGCCAUGCUCGGGAGCUGGCCAUAUAUGCCGUUUCUUUUAUCGUUGUUCUUUUUUCUUUUUGUUGCUUUGAAAAAAUUGCCAUGAUUAUCAUCGCUAGGUCAUUGUGUUUCCAGUGCGUUCUUAGGUUGUAUCCAGAUACCCAUAGUUCCAAGACUUUAAAAACCGCUGCUUUUAUCACUUGAGGAUCCAGUAGCUCAGGAGUCCUCUUUUUUAAAAAAAAAAAAAAAAAUGGUAUUUACUGCGUUUGGCUUCCUGAGGUACCAUUUCUCCAUAAAGUUUCUGAACAGACUUGAAAUCCCCAGUGUGGGCCCCAUAAGUUGACCCCCUACCGCAGAGGGCACAAGGCGACGGCCGUCACAACUUCCCUUCAGGCGCCCCAUACUGGUGGGAAUUCCUUGAAUGGGAAGUAAUGCAGGUGUGAACCAAUCGUUGAUACUCCUGUUUACGGCUGAGAGCUGGUGUACUCUGUGCGAGAAAGACAAUGCUCAUUCGAUUAGCCAUCUUGUAUUAGACAGCCAUUAAGUUAUAAAAUAAAAGUAAUAAUUUAUGAAGAGACACCUUUUGUACAGACUCUUAGAAGAGAUUAAAGAGUUUCAUAGAGAUAUCUAUAUGAUCAAGAGUAAUUUUUUUUUUAUUUUUGUUUUGCCACACGGCUUGCUGUGGUAGCGUCAGUGUCCGGUUAAAAUGAUCUUCCCUCUGUAUUUCCUUUGUUUUCUAGUGUUUGUUAAUGCAAAAAUGACAAUUUUGAACUGUAAAUUAAGGGUAGAUUGUUACUUAAGUUUAAUUUUCUUUUCAUUUCUCUUUGUUUUGAGAACUUUUGAAUAAAAAUUAUUCUUUGGAUCCACUA